Messenger RNA from Corylus avellana, 591 nucleotides. Lineage: Eukaryota; Viridiplantae; Streptophyta; Magnoliopsida; Fagales; Betulaceae. The record is from RefSeq and is a predicted model, not a curated record.
AUGAUUGCAACCAAUUGUGACAAAGAUGGGAACAACAUGCUACACUUAGUUGGAGAAUUUUCUCAACUAAAUAUCGUAUUAGGGGCAGCCCUUCAUAUGCAACUUGAGUUAUUAUGGUUUGAGGAGAUUAAAAAGAUUGUGCCCCUUGCAUACUUGAAGGCAGAGAAUUCAAAAGGAAAAACACCCAAGGAUGUAUUUACAGAAACACAUCAAGGAUUACAUAAAGAUGGUGAAAAGUGGAUGAGGGACACGGCAAAUCAUUGCAUGGUUGUGGCAACGCUAAUUGCCACGGUAGUUUUCGCUACAGCCUUCACUAUACCAGGUGGCAAUAAUCAAGGAAAUGGAACUCCUAUCUUUUUGGACCAUACUUGGUUUAUGGUAUUCUUCCUAUCAGAUUCAAUAGCAAUGUUAUCCGCUUCAACUUCGAUAUUAAUUUUCUUAUCAAUUCUCACAUCUCGUUACACAGAAAAGGAUUUUCUCGAUUCAUUACCUACAAGGUUGUUGUUUGGACUAUUAGCACUCUUCAUCUCCAUAGUAGGCAUGGUUGUAGCCUUUGGUGCAACUUGCUUUUUGCUCGACAUUCUUGCCUAG